This is a messenger RNA of Bufo bufo (common toad), 1831 nucleotides long. RefSeq names its product trans-2,3-enoyl-CoA reductase (gene TECR). The record is from RefSeq and is a predicted model, not a curated record. Gene Ontology annotation, biological process: very long-chain fatty acid biosynthetic process. Gene Ontology annotation, molecular function: oxidoreductase activity, acting on the CH-CH group of donors. Bases 500 to 1546 code for a protein of 348 amino acids. NCBI's taxonomy places the organism in Eukaryota, Metazoa, Chordata, Amphibia, Anura, Bufonidae. The transcript has 12 exons.
GAUAAUAGUGUCCAUGUGUGGGGUCUCAGUGGGUGGGAGUCUCGGAAGUGUAGAAUCACUGACAGAUGUGAAAUAGUCCAGAGUGUGAUAAAUAUAGAGAUCUGCUUCAUAUUACAUCUGGACAGUCCGGGUGUGAGACAGCCGGGAAGGGGGGCGAACGUGGAAGAGAGAACCUGUAUAUGAACACUCUAGAGAAGAGAUUUAGACCGUAAGAGAGGGAGUUGAUAGAAGCAACUACCUAGGAAACAUAAGAAAGUGAUAGCCAAGCACUGCCCUAAACUUCUACACCUGUCAUAGAGACCGCUUCCACUGGCAGAGAGGUCUGGGUUUAAAGAUUGAGACUGCUGAGAAAGCAAAAAGAUUCCUGGGAUAGUAAUAUAUCCCUGAAAAUAAGAUCGUCAGGAGGCACUAAGGAAAGGGGAGACAUCGGUCAAUACAGAAGGAGCUUGCCUUGAGGAUAUAAGAAAAGUCAGUUCAUUUUCUUCGAGUAUCUUCCGCCAUGGAUAUUAACUCUGUGAUUACGGAAAUAAGACGGCCUAAAUCUCAGAACGAUAGUCCAGGGAGCGCUAGACGUGGGACUGCUAAACCUUCAAAGAAAAAAGCCCCUGCUAAACGUGCUACUGUUUAUUUUGAGGUGGAGAUCCUGGAUGCCAAGACGCGGGAGAAGCUCUGCUUCCUGGACAAGGUGGAGCCCAAUGCUACUAUAGCAGAAAUCAAGAGCAUGUUCACCAAGUCCAAUCCUGAGUGGUAUCCUGCCCGGCAGUCUCUGCGUCUGGAUCCCAAGGGAAGGUCGCUGAAAGACGAGGACAUUCUGCAGAAUCUACCUGUGGGGACCACGGCCACCCUGUACUUCAGAGACCUGGGAGCACAGAUCAGCUGGGUCACUGUGUUCCUCACCGAGUACGCCGGGCCGCUGGUCAUCUACUUGCUUUUCUACUUCCGAGUCCCUUUUAUUUAUGGCCCCAAAUAUGACUUCAUCACAAGCCGACAUUCUGUGGUACACCUGGCCUGUAUCUGUCAUUCGUUUCACUAUAUUAAACGUCUCCUGGAAACUCUCUUUGUACAUCGCUUCUCUCAUGGCACCAUGCCGCUCAGGAAUAUUUUCAAGAACUGUAUGUAUUACUGGGGAUUUACGGCCUGGAUGGCUUACUACAUCAAUCACCCCCUGUAUACUCCCCCAGUGUUCGGAGACGACCAGGUGAAGUUAGCAGUUGCCAUAUUCUUGUUCUGUCAGUUGGGCAAUUUCUCCAUACACAUUGCUCUGAGGAACCUACGGCCAGCCGGGUCAAAGACACGGAAGAUUCCUUUCCCUACUCGUAACCCAUUCACAUGGCUCUUCCUUUUGGUGUCCUGCCCAAACUACACGUAUGAGGUUGGCUCUUGGUUUGGAUUUGCCAUCAUGACCCAGUGUCUUCCUGUCGCUCUAUUCUGCUUGGUUGGAUUCAUCCAAAUGACAAUUUGGGCCAAAGGAAAACAUCGCAGCUACUUGAAGGAGUUUAAGGACUACCCACCUCUCCGCUCGCCCAUCAUCCCCUUCAUCCUGUGAUCUCGGACCUCCUCCUUGCUGGUCGUUUACUGCCCUCAUAUCUCUGCUCUAGAACUCUAACCUCCCAUGUAUGCACUGAGCUGAAGGACCCUGCACUGAAGUCUGAAGCUGACACUACUGUCUCCUCAUGGACCGUCCCUGGAAGAAUCAGUCCCAUCUUAUUAUAAUUUUUUUUUUAAUUACUGUGAAGAGAUGGGCUGAAUUUUAUUAGAUAUAUUUGUCAGCAGGUUUUUGGUACUACAUAAUCAGAGGGAUGUUAUAAAGUAGAUCUGGAAAUUGACCAGA